AUGCUACCGACCGACGUCUGGGACUAUAUUGUCGUCGGAGGCGGCCUCGCCGGCUCCGUCGUCUCGAGCCGGCUGUUGGCGCUCAACAACACGGCCAAGAUCCUCGUCAUCGAGGCGGGUCCCAGCGCUGCUGGCCGGACGGACAUUCUCUACGUCAACUCGACCAACCUGAUCGCGGGCGACUUUGACUGGAACUACUACUCCACGCCGCAAUCCCAGCUCAACGGCCGCACUAUUCAGAGCGCUGCCGGUAAGGGUCUCGGCGGUGGUGGAUGGAUGCGUGGUGCCCGCGUCGACUAUGACGAGUGGGCCGAACUGGCCAACGACUCCCGUUGGAGCUACGAGAGCCAGCUGCCGUUCUUCAAGCGGUCCGAGGCGUACUGGACCGACGUCAACGCCGACGAGCACGGGUACGACGGACCCCUCAAGGUCGAGGUGCCCUCAGUCACGGGCCGCGUCUACCCCCUCAGAGACGCCGUCUACGCCUCGUACGAGUCCGUCGGCGUCAAGGCUCUCCCGGGCCUGGACGCUAAUGCCGGCCAGAACCUCGGCUUUGGCGAGAUUUCAGAGAACCGCCGCAACGGCGUCCGUCAGAUCGCGUCAGAAUACUACCCCCUCGACGGCGUCACGGUCAUGACGGACACGCUGGUCGAGAAGAUUAUCCUCCAGAGUGACAACAGCUCUAGCACUGGUGCCCUUCUCGCAACCGGCGUCCGCCUCGCCAACGGCACGGAGAUCCUCGGCAAGGAGGUCAUCGCCGCCGCCGGCGCCUACCGCACGCCGCAGCUCCUGAUGCUAUCCGGCAUCGGCCCGUCCGACGAGCUCGCCAAGCACGGCAUCGAAACCAAGCUCGACGCGCCCGAGGUCGGCAAGAACUUUGCCGACCACCCCUUCUUCACCUACAACUGGCGCCUCUCCCCGCAGUACCGCAACGCGACCGUCGACUCAGGCAACACCCUCUUCUUCCAGCCGCAGUACGGUCUCGGCCAGCCCAACAACUUUGUCGCCUCCUUUGGCGUGGAAGACCAGGACGGCCUCGUCGCCGCCAUCACCAAAGAAGAGGGCACCGCGCCCGACCCGGCGACGCACCCGCUCCUCAAGAACGAGCGCACCCUCAUGGAGGGGUUCGUGCUCUACGUCAACACGAACCCGGCGCUCCCGUCCAACAGCACCUACCUCACGACCGCCAACGUCGGCCUGCACCCCACGAGCCGCGGCUCCGUGACGCUCGCCUCCGCGGACCCGAGCGAGGCCCCGCUCAUCGACCCUAACUUCUUCGCUUCCGAGGUUGACCGAUUCGUGUGGCGCGACUCGAUCCGCCGGAUGACGCGGAUGAUGAUGGGCGGCGAGUCGCCUCUGAGCCAGGGGAUCGUCGAGGCCGAGGCGCCGGCGGAAGGUCUAAAGGCGUUUACGCUCGAGUCGACGGACGAGGAGAUUGAGGAGCGCAUCCGCGCUUCCGUCAUCGGAACGUACCACCCGAUGGGCACAUGCGCCAUGGGCAAAGUCGUCGACAGCGAUCUGCGCGUCAAGGGCGUCAGCAACCUCCGUGUUGUGGAUGCCUCCGUGUUCCCGACAAUCAUCACGGCUCACAUCCAGGCCGCGGUGUACGCCCUCGCCGAGCAGGCUGCCGAGAUCAUUGCUUCGUCAUAGGUUGAAGGACUCUCGUUUCUGACGUUGACGACAUUAUGCAUGAAAAUGAGAGAGG
Colletotrichum scovillei is the source of this 1705-nucleotide messenger RNA. RefSeq lists its product as uncharacterized. Bases 1 to 1650 code for a protein of 549 amino acids. The transcript is spliced from 3 exons. Lineage: Eukaryota; Fungi; Ascomycota; Sordariomycetes; Glomerellales; Glomerellaceae. The record is from RefSeq and is a predicted model, not a curated record. Gene Ontology annotation, molecular function: oxidoreductase activity, acting on CH-OH group of donors; flavin adenine dinucleotide binding.